AUGGCUGCAGCAGCAGCAGCAGCAGCAGCAGAUAUAGCAGGUGGAUAUGAUCAUCUACUUAAGCUGCUGCUUAUAGGAGAUAGCGGCGUGGGUAAGAGUUCUUUGCUGCUUCGAUUCACAGAAAACAAAUACGACGAACAGCAGCUCUCUACCAUAGGUACGUUAUACUAUCAACAGCAGCAGCAACAGCAGCAGCAGCAGCAACAGCAGCAGCAGCAGCAACAGCAGCAGCAAUAG
Molecule: messenger RNA, 237 nt
Organism: Eimeria mitis
Lineage: Eukaryota; Apicomplexa; Conoidasida; Eucoccidiorida; Eimeriidae
Exons: 1
Coding region: 1-237 (78 amino acids)
Source: RefSeq, a predicted model, not a curated record